AGGAGGGAGGCCCUUAAAACCCCAAUUAUCCCCAUAUUGCUAGCGACAAAUGUAGAUGAACGCUGCCUAUGAAUCCCUUUGAUUUGUAUUCUUGAGUUAUCUGUCUUUGAAAAGUGAGGUGGAGUGUAAGUCUAAACGGUAGUAGCAGCUCUGUCAAUGAUAGAGUCGAAAGAAAAAUUUAUUUUCGUUUGCAAAAAACGUAGAGCUAGAGAGAGGAACUCUAGUGCUGCGCUCCUAAAUCCUUUCCUCUCUAUGACUGAUGGAUUUUCGCGGGGGAUGAAGUAUUUGAAACUUCGCAUUGUGUGUACCUGUACUACUAGCUCCGUGCAUCGUGACUAGUCAGAGAAAAUGUCGUGGUUAUUCGCUGGUUCUGGUUUGUUCGGGGGUGCGCAAAAGUCCUUGGAAAAUGACGUUGCUGAAGAUAGCGGCGAUGAAGCGGCGUUACCGAUGGGUAGUGAAUGCGAGGACAGUGACUGCGCGGGCCUUCCGUUCAGCGACGAUGACUCUGCUGGGUUUUAUGAAGAUCGAUCUGUAGGAGAAGCAGACGUCGACCACAUGAACGAUGUGAUUGGCGGUGGCCUCAACUACUCCCCGCAGCUCAUCACGGUCGACCGGGCGAACGACUUGGACCGGCUGUACUUCGAAUAUGGUCCUGACAUGCAUGGAAAGUACCAAUUCUUUCGGGAAGACAAAGCUGCUCGAACCAUGCAGCGUGGGGGGAAAGACUACCUGCGCAGGAAGCGUGCGGAGGAAAUGAGGCGGACCCACGCUGCGAAGACUAUUCAACGCGAGCAACGCGGGAAGAUCGCGCGGCGAAAACGCAGGGAGUACGUUGGCACAAGGUCGGAAGAGAUGCGGCGAAACAGCGCGGCCAAGACGAUUCAGCGGGAGCAUCGCAAGCAAACGCAGGCGAAGCGGGACAAGCGCGCAUUGGAGGAGCAGAUCUUGAGGGACAGUCUUGUCCUGAAGGACCGGUCAGAGUCGAUGCGACGUGAACAUGCGGCACUCGUGGUCCAGAAAGCCUGGCGUGCGCGCCAGGAAUUCGAAAAGGAUCGUGCUGGACGACGCGCAAAGUCUGAAGAUUUCUGUCGCGAACACGCGGCGAGAACGAUUCAAAAAGAGGCCCGCGCGUCUUCGCAGAGGCGGAGCGAUAAGCGGGAACGCUAUGCGAAGAGCGACGACUUCAAGCGAGAUCACGCGGCAAAGACUAUUCAAAGAGAGCAUCGAGCCGGGGCAGCGCGACAGAAGGAGAAAGCGGAUGCGGCAGCGGCGCGGCGAUCUGAGAUGGAGGCGCGACUAGCGGAGUUUGACCGAAAAAUGAAGAGCGAGGGCUUGCGCGAGCACCGCGCGGCAAAGGCCAUUCAGCGUGGCUUCCGGACAACGCAGCCAACGCGACAGGACCGCAACGAGCGGCGCGCCAAGGCGGACGAGUUCCGGAAAGACCGUGCUGCGGUCUCCAUUCAGCGGCUGCAUCGUGAAAACGUCGGACGCACGCGCGAAGCCCGCAUGAAGCGUGCCAACAGCAUUUAUCUUUUUGAGCAGCGCCGCAAGAUGCUUCGUGAGAUGGAGCUCGACUUGCUAGCCGAGGAGGAGCAAGCAGGCAUGUUCAGCUCUAUGUGCGGUGUCAAGUCACGGCGGGCUUCGGCGCCGGCCAAGCCGCCACGCAAACCAGUGACCGGCAAAAACAGCUCCUCGACGACGGACACUCUGGAUUGGGACGCCGUUGCGGCGGGCGGCGGUACAAAGCACGCCCUUGGGAGUGCGGAGGAGCCGCGAAUCGUGCGGCAGCUGCGCAGUCGGCGAAGCCGUGUCUCGCACUUAACUGACGAAGAUCUGCUGCAAGAACGGCUCGCGGAGCUGCAGCGUAAGUACGAGGCGGACGCCGAAGUGCGAGAAAAACGAGCUGUGCAACUAACAGCCGGCGCUGGUGAUGACGAGAACAUUUUUUGGGAACCCGGCAAUGAAGAGGGGCUCGCAAUGCUUGGAGAGGAUGGGGAAAUCAUCGAUGGCGGAGAAGGAGAGGCUGCCGGCGCCGAUGCGCGCAUGAUUGAGGGUGGCUUCGACGAGAAUAACAUUGAUGCUAUCUAUCAGGAAAUGGGUGGAUUCCCUGGAACGCCACCUGGGGACCCGAAAUCCAAGCACCGGUCUGUCAAUUUCAAUUUGAAAGGUAAUCAUAGAUCACGGCGACUUCGCCCCGAUGAUGGCAUUCAGAAAAUCGUCGGUGUGAACACUUCGACCGUGACUGCAAUGUCUGUGCGCAGUGACCGGAUUCGAAGUGCCUACACGAUGCGACGGAACAGCGCGGCGAAGGUAAUCCAGAAAAAACACAGAGAGAAUUCCGCGGCGAACAAGAAGCGGGAAGAAAGGGAUGCCAAACUAGAGGAAAUAAGGCAGAAUCGUGCAGCUAAGACGAUUCAAAAAGCAGAAAGAGACAAGCAACAGAGAAGGAAAGACGUAUUGUUCUAAGUAUUUGAGAAGAUGAUUAUAUAUACAUAUUUAUACUGUUGCUGCUGCUGCUGCUGCUGCACAUCAACUAAAUCGAAAAGUGAUUCUUCUUCGCGCGACCAAUAUAAUUUCAGUCGAAAAAUCAUCGACCUAUAAAUAUAUGGUCAUUUUUUUCCACUAGUACCUCUACCCGUAGUCGUCUCUCGUCUCCUGUCCCUCAUUUCGAUUUACAAACAAAUCAGGCCAAGCUUAAGAGAAGUCGACGCUUUCCUUUCUGCUUGUGCGGCGGUUUCGGUCGAGGUAAGGCAAAGAACGAUUUUCCAGAGGAGCCAGUGGACAAAGCGGCCCAGACUAGUAAGGACACCGUGAAGGACAUUGACAUUGAAGAUACCUACGGUCUGGGUGAGGGCGCCAGCAACGACGGAACGGGACUCGAAGACACCAAAGUCCUGGGAACUCCCUGUGGCAGCACGAGACGGGAGCACAGUGGGUCAGACGAAGGCACGCCAGUCACUGGUUCCGAAGAGGAUGCAACCAUGAGUUUGGUGUCCCACAGUGAGGAGGAGAAGGUGCGUGAAGCUGCUCGUGCUCAUCACGAUGAGGGAGGUCAUAAGGAUGCUGCAGUUGCAGAGCAAGAGGAGAAUGCGAAGAUCGAACCCGCGAGUGCAGCUCUAAAAGCAGGCGCAACUGCAAAAUCUAAAAGGUUGAUUAUGGGUGUGAAAGCCUCUUUUUUUGCUGGUAAGGUAAGGUUUGGUGGAGCUUGAAAUCUUUACAACUGAUUCGAUCGCAUAUUGAACACAGGAAACAAAAACUUGGUUUUUCUGUCGUGGAAGAUGUUUAGGUACUUACCUGGUACUAUCAUCAUGUAGAGUGUGGAUCAUAUUUCCGCGUGAGCAAAGAUGUGUUAGAAAGCAUGAAUGAGCAGGGAUGAUA
Molecule: messenger RNA, 3378 nt
Organism: Amoebophrya sp. A25
Lineage: Eukaryota; Dinophyceae; Syndiniales; Amoebophryaceae
Source: the annotation of a GenBank genome assembly